AUGCUCUUUUUCUUCUUUUUCUUUCUCUUCUUUUUCUUUCUCUUCUUUUUCUUCUUUUUCUUUCUUUUCUUUUUCUUUUCUUUUUUUCUUUUUCUUGUUUUUCUUUUUCUUGUUUUUCUUUUUCUUGUUUUUCUUUUUCUUGUUUUUCUUUUUCUUUUUCUUCUUUUUCUUUUUCUUCUUUUUUCUUUUUCUUCUUCUUCUUCUUUUUUCUUCUUCUUUGUUUCAACAUGUUUAAAAACAAUCAUACAUGAAAUAACAAGUGUAUUUCUUUUUUCCUCUCUCUCUCUCUCUUUUCUCUCUUUUUUCUCUUUUUUCUCUCUCUCUCUCUCUCUUUUUUCUCUCUCUCUCUUUUUUCUCUCUCUCUCUCUUUUUUCUCUUUCUCCUCUCUCUCUUUCUCCUCUCUCUCUCGAUCAUGACUCUCCAUAUCUUACUCUCCCCUUUUUUUUUUUUUUCGUCUUUUCAUUAUCUCUCCCCAUCUUUGUUCUGCAACCCAUUCACAUAAACUGCUUUUCUCCCCACUCACAUUACCAUUGUUUUCUCUCUAUUCUGACUUUACCAUUGUUUUCUCCCCCCCCCCUCUUUGUCUCUCGAGCUAUUCUGUGCUCUCUUUGUCUCUGGGGCUUUUCUGUGCUCUCUUUGUCUCUGGAGCUUUUCUUUCCCCCCUCUCUCUGGAGCUUUUCUUUCCCCCCUCUCUCUCUGGAGCUUUUCUUUCCCCCCUCUCUCUCUAGCUUUUCUUUCCCCCCUCUCUCUCUAGCUUUUCUUCCCCCUCUCUCUAGCUUUUCUUCCCCCCUCUCUCUCUAG
Molecule: messenger RNA, 801 nt
Organism: Acanthosepion pharaonis
Lineage: Eukaryota; Metazoa; Mollusca; Cephalopoda; Sepiida; Sepiidae
Source: the annotation of a GenBank genome assembly